Messenger RNA from Drosophila takahashii, 753 nucleotides. NCBI's taxonomy places the organism in Eukaryota, Metazoa, Arthropoda, Insecta, Diptera, Drosophilidae. The record is from RefSeq and is a predicted model, not a curated record.
AUGGCGCCACCGACGAAUCGCCCAAGGGACUGGCGACAGAUGUUCCUGGCGCGCCGGAUCACGCACGCCCGGAUAAAGGGCCAAAUGAGGCGCCAGGCGGCCGCCGAGAUCGCGGUCCAGAGGCUGCUCGAGAGGGCCGAGGAGGAGGAGGCUCGCCUGUGGGAGCCCUCACCACCGCCGCCACCACCGGCAGUAACCCCGCCACCACCACCACCGGCGACACCGCCAACACCACCGCCACCACCACCGGCGACACCACCACCGGCGACACCACCGCCACCAACACCGGCGACACCACCGCCACCACCACCAGCGACACCGCCCCCACCACCGCUGCGGGAGCAGCAGGAGGCAUGGCGGAUCGCAGAGGAGCGACGGGUGGUCGAGGCUGACGGCGGGACGUGGCAUGAGGCGGUCGUCACAUGGAGAUGGCCGGCACAGGAGUGCGGGAAGAGGACGCGAGCAGAGGACGAGGAACUGGCAGCGACGCCGAAAAUCGCGCGGCAGGCCUCGUGCCCCGAGGCACGUGCCCCGCCGGAGAGGCCGGAGAUGCAGCGGCAGCAUUCCGCGAGAGGCGAGCCGUGGACGCCGAUCGCGGAGGAGGAGUGGCCACCGAGUGUGGCAACGGAGGCACGACGGCAGCGAGGGAGAGCGCGGCAGAAGCGGUGGGCCAAGCUGGUCGUCGCUAACGGGGCCCGGUACCGCAUCAAGGUAUCCGCAACCGGCGACGUCAGCGUUUUCCGCGCGGAAUAA